UAUUCUUUCCCAUUUACUUCUUCCAAGAAGUUAAAAAAAGCAUAUUCGUAUACAUUGAGCCAAAAACAAGCAUUCCCUUUCCCUCCUCUCUCUCUAUCGCUCAAUAUCUUCUGAUCCUCUUCAUCUCUUUCUCUCUCAUCCCUAACUCAUUAACUUCAACUUCGAUUUAACUGUAAAAUCUGAUGAAAAACAGAUCAUAAGAACCCUAAUUUCAAAUUUUGUGGGUUUUUUUUGGACCCAAAAAUUUCCUAAUUUUUAGCUCGUUUAUGAAGCCUCCUUGGUUGCAUCCGUUUUUUUUGGACUGCAGCUAUCGAAUUUGGCAAUAGUAUUUUAGAGAAUAGUUGGAAAUUAUGGAUAUUGCAGAGCUGGAAGAAAACCUAUUUGCAAUAAGUGAUGCUAAGUUACAUGGAGGAUUGUGCAAGAUUUUAUCCAAUAUAUUCUGUAAAGUGUUGAAUAUCUUUCCUGCUCUAGAAGCAGCACGCCCACGUAGUAGGUCAGGAAUCCAGGCAUUGUGUUCUCUGCAUGUGGCACUUGAGAAGGCCAGAAAUCUUUUACAACAUUGCUCAGAGUGUAGCAAACUGUACCUGGCCAUCACUGGAGAUUCUGUUGUUUUGAAGUUUGAAAGGACGAAAUGUGCACUUGUAGAUGGUCUUAGACGCGUUGAAGAUAUCGUUCCUCAAUCUAUUGGUUGUCAGGUUCAAGAGAUCGUUAGUGAGCUAGAGGAGACUGUAUUUUCCCUUGAUCCAUCCGAGAAACAAGUUGGUGAUGACCUAAUUGGUUUGCUGCAGAAGGGAAGAAAAUUCGAUGAUAGUUCCAGUGACAGUAGUGAACUUGAGUCUUUCCACCGAGCUGCAUCUAAACUUGGGAUAACUUCUUCACGGGCUGCUCUUGCUGAAAGAAGGUGUCUCAAGAAACUCAUUGAGAAAGCCCGAAUAGAGGAAGACAAAAGAAAAGAAUCAAUUGUGGCUUACCUCUUACAUCUUAUGCGAAAGUACUCAAAGUUGUUCAGAAGUGACUUGGGUGAUGAUCAGGAUUCACAAGGUUCUGGACCGUGUUCACCCACUGUUAACGGAUCUUCUGAAGAUGGUGUUGCUGCUUGCAGUGGGAGGGCAUUUGACCGUCAACUAUCUAAAAUCAGUUCCUUUAACUUUAGGCCAUCUUUCUCAUUUAGGGCUAAUAGGAGAUCCGAUCACAUACCCAUUCCACCAGAAGAACUUAGAUGUCCAAUCUCAUUGCAACUUAUGUAUGACCCAGUCAUCAUUGCAUCUGGACAGACAUAUGAAAGGAUUUGCAUCGAGAAGUGGUUCAAUGAUGGGCAUAACACUUGCCCAAAGACCCAGCAACAGCUCUCUCAUCGAUGCUUGACUCCUAAUUAUUGUGUGAAGGGACUUAUUGCUAGCUGGUGUGAGCAGAAUGGCAUUCUUAUCCCUGGUGGGCCACCGGAUUCUCUCGAUCUCAACUACUGGAGGCUUGCAUUGUCUGAUAGCGAGUCGGCACAGUCUAGGUCUGCGGAUAGCAGCAACUCAGGAAACUUGAAGGGAGUGAAAGUGGUCCCACUCGAAACUGCCGUCAUUGAAGAGAUUGAAGAUGAAAGCUGUUCUGGUGAGCCAGAAGAAAAUGAUGACAAUGUUUUUGGUAAAUAUGAAAACUUUUUGACUGUUCUACGUGGAGAGGAAGACUUGAAAACCAAGCUGAAAGUCAUUGAGCAGAUAAGACGGUUGUUAAAAGAUGAUGAAGAAGCAAGAAUGUUUAUGGGUUCUCAUGGGUUUGUUGAAGUGCUUGUAGGCUUUCUUAAGUCUGCACUUGGUGAAAGAAAUGAUUUGGCCUUAGAAGUGGGAGCAAUGGCACUCUUCAACCUUGCUGUUAACAAUAACAGAAACAAGGAAUUAAUGUUAGCAGCUGGGGUCGUCCCUCUGCUAGAGAAGAUGAUUACUGAUCCGGUUUCCCAGGGAUUAGCAGCUGCUCUCUAUCUAAAUCUUUCAUGCCUUGAUGAAGCAAAGCCCGUGAUAGGUUCCAGCAGGGCAGUUUCCUUUCUAAUCAAGCUUCUUGUUGGCAAAAGUGAUCCACAGUGGAAGCUUGACGCCCUUCAUGCUCUAUUUAACAUCUCCACAUGCCCAUCUAAUAUUCCUAAUCUCCUCCAGUCUGGUAUAAUCAAUGGUCUAUUGCUUCUUUUGAUCGAGCCCCGAGAUCAGACAUGGACCGAGAAGUCAAUCGCAGUUCUCAUAAACUUGGCAUCAAAUAACACGGCUAAAGAUGCGAUUACAUCAGCACCAGGUUUUGUGGGUGCACUUGCAUCAAUAAUGGACACUGGUGAACCUAUUGAGCAAGAACAAGCUGUGUCGUGCCUGUUGAUUCUUUGCAAUGGGAACGAAAAAUGCUGUCAAAUGGUUUUGCAAGAAGGGGUUAUUCCAACUCUAGUAUCAAUCCAAGUAAACGGGACAACUCGAGGAAGAGAGAAGGCUCAGAAACUUCUGAUGCUAUUCCGGGAGCAGAGGCAACGGGAAUCAUCUCCUCAAAGGGUGCAUCGGUCUCCUUCCGUGAGGGAAUUCACAGGUCAAGUUCAUCCCCCGGAGAUGAAACCGUUAAGUAAAUCAAUUAGUGAGAAGGUAUUGCCACUGCUUGAUCCAACACCUAUCGCGAAAGCGGUUUCAAGAAAGAAACUGGGCAGGACAUUUAGUUUCUUUGGUAAAAGAAAGAACUUCUAAUGAUGUAAAUUUAUCUUGUAUCUUCUUAUAAAAUCUUCCUUUGCCCUAUUCUUAUGGGGCAAUUCCCAGUUUUGGUUCUUCUAUAGAGGAAGAGAUGUACAUAUCCCUACCAAUGUAAUUUAUUUCCUUUUUGUUCGGCCUUUCUUUGGUCUUCCGGGCAGAAAUAUAUGUAAUAGUACUAUGGUAGAUUUUCACUCCAGAAAAAAUUCAUAUCCUAGUAAUAAAUAGUAUUACUCUAUUAA
Molecule: messenger RNA, 2947 nt
Organism: Beta vulgaris subsp. vulgaris (sugar beet)
Lineage: Eukaryota; Viridiplantae; Streptophyta; Magnoliopsida; Caryophyllales; Amaranthaceae
Product: U-box domain-containing protein 45
Exons: 6
Coding region: 351-2705 (784 amino acids)
Biological process (GO): protein ubiquitination
Cellular component (GO): nucleus; cytoplasm
Molecular function (GO): protein binding; ubiquitin-protein transferase activity
Source: RefSeq, a predicted model, not a curated record